This is a messenger RNA of Hipposideros armiger (great roundleaf bat), 4110 nucleotides long. RefSeq names its product heparan sulfate-glucosamine 3-sulfotransferase 2 (gene HS3ST2). The transcript is spliced from 2 exons. Lineage: Eukaryota; Metazoa; Chordata; Mammalia; Chiroptera; Hipposideridae. Bases 1231 to 2124 code for a protein of 297 amino acids. The record is from RefSeq and is a predicted model, not a curated record. Gene Ontology annotation, molecular function: [heparan sulfate]-glucosamine 3-sulfotransferase activity.
AACUUUAAUAAUCCACCCGUCACUUCUCACAUCGACCUUAAAGAGGAUUAUUGCAGGCCUCCUUUCCAGGAGAUAAGUUCCCCCAUAAACUCAUCCCGGUUUUUAAUGUCAUUUGCCCUGAGUUUUAGCUCCUGCACCAAAGACAGCAAAAGCUGCUCCUGGGUAAUAUUUGGCCCAGAGAAGUUUGAGUUGGCUCAUGUGGUAUUUUGAGGGGAAAAACAUUUUUUUUAAUUGGGUGCCAACUUAAAAACACACGCAAAAAUUAAAUGUUUGGCUUGUCUUAAAAAAUUGGGCAACAGUGGACCCCCAUAUUCCUGUUUGCCAAUAGUCAGGUGGAAAGAAGUGAUUUCAGAGGAGGCGUGCGGCCCAGGCUCCCGCCGAUCCACCCAGCCCAUUCCAUGCUCUCAGCGGCCUGGCCCGUGUGAGUGUCCGCAGCGUGGGGCUCGCAUCCAUCACUGGGUGGGGCUGCUCUGUUGAGGAGGAGGGGACAGCUUGACCCAGAAUGGAAGAGUCUCCCAAAAUUCAUCCCCAAGAAUCCAAAAUCUACCCGUGCCUAUAGCCCUAGUGUAGGUUGAUAAGAGACAAAACAAGAAGGAGCUUUUUCUAUGGUGAUUUCCAGACUUUCAGCCACUCCCGCUGGGCAGUCUGGCUGAUGUGGGCUCUCGCGGAGGGGUGGCUCGCCCGCUCCAGACGUGUGAGCGCGCACGCGUCUCUUAACCUCUCUGUGCCUCGGUUUCCUCGCCUGUAAAGUGAUGGUGACAGUGGGCUAGAGUGGAGGGUUACAGUGUUCAGUCACCUGCCACCUCCUCGUGCUCGACAGGUGCUUGCCCUGACACAGGUCCAGCGGUGCAGAGUCCACCACAUAGGUGCCUACUGAGGGCAGUGGACACAACUGAAACCCAACAUUGAAAACACCAAGUUCAAAGCCUGGCACAGGGCAGACAUUCAAAUGCCCAUUGAAUCUCAGCUCACGUUCAUGGCGACUUCCUCGGACCGGUUCCCCUUGGCUGCUUCUUAUACUGACCGAAACUUUAGGGUGACAGCCUAGAGCGGAGAGGGCUGCGAGGUGGCUUUUGUUCCUGGGACAGGUACUUGUGAGCACAUAACCACUCCAUUUGGCCUUUCAUUUUGUAAAUGACCAUUCUGGGAUGUUCUGGAUGGAUAUGUUAGUCUAGCUAGGUUAAGCCAUGUCUACUCUGGUCUCUGACGACAUAAAAUCCAUGUGUUUCAAUGUGCUUUCGUCGUGUAACCAACCACUCCAAAACUUUGUGGCUUAAAACAGCAGCAUUUAUUAAACUCAGGUUCCCUGCAGGUUGGCAGUCGGGCCUGAGCUCACCCGGGCUGUUCUUCUGGCCUGGGCCUGGCUCCCCGAAACUUGGCUGGACUCUCGUGCAUCUGUGGACAACCAGUGGGUCGACCGGAGCUGGCUGGUGUCUGGCGGCUUGGUCCAGGAUGCCUGAGAUGAUGGGGACCCCAUCCUCACAGGGUCUCCCACCGCCCAGCAGGAGCCUGAUGCCCAGGACCCUGGAGAGCCAGAUCACGCUGGAGAAGACGCCCAGCUACUUCGUCACGCAGGACGCCCCGCGCCGGAUCUUCAACAUGUCCCGCGACACCAAGCUGAUCGUGGUGGUGCGCGACCCGGUGACGCGCGCCAUCUCCGACUACACGCAGACGCUGUCCAAGAAGCCGGACAUCCCCACCUUCGAGGUGCUGACCUUCCGGAACCGCACGCAGGGGCUGGUGGACGCGUCGUGGGGCGCCAUCCGCAUCGGCCUGUACGCGCUGCACCUGCAGAGCUGGCUGCGCUACUUCCCGCUCGCGCAGAUCCACUUCGUGAGCGGCGAGCGGCUCAUCGUGGACCCCGCGGGCGAGAUGGGGCGGGUGCAGGACUUCCUGGGCGUCCGCAGGUUCCUCACGGACAAGCACUUCUACUUCAACAAGACCAAAGGCUUCCCCUGCUUGAGAAAGACGGAGUCCAGCCUGCUGCCGCGGUGCCUGGGCAAAUCGAAGGGCAGAACUCACGUGCAGAUCGAUCCCGAGGUGAUCGACCAGCUCCGGGAAUUUUACAGACCUUAUAAUAUCAAGUUUUAUGAAACGGUCGGGCAGGACUUCAGGUGGGAGUGAGCCGCUGCGCGGCCGAGGCGCUGGUGUCUCCCGGCGCUUUGUUCUCAGAGCCUCGGGUCCCCGACCCCCCAUCCACACACACACACCACCCUCCAGCAAACCCAGGCUCCGCCCCCUUCCCCAUCUUGGGCUCCGUCACCCUGGAACCAGGAAGCCCACCAGCCAAGGCCAAGAGACCAGGGGGCCCUGCCACUGGCUGUCCCCAGUCUGCCCAGGCAAAGUCAUCUGCGACUGGCGCGUCCAGUCAACCGGAAUCGUGACCCUCCAGCCUGGAAGAGGCUUUGGGAAACCGUUUUAAGGAGAGUGGGUCUUCCCAUUAUGAUGUGGUGAUGGCUCUGGGCGACGAACACAGCAGUCUGUCCCUGUCACUGCCCAACCCAGGGCGGGCUUGUUAAUCCUGAGUGGCAUGUACCUCCCCUCUGAGCUUAGCUCCCCGGGCCACCCGCCCUGGGCCGCUCAUCAGGAGAGCAGAGCAGGAAGCACCAGCCACUCCUAGGAGUGAGGGAGUAAACCCGAGCUUUCAGCGCUGUGGUCUCCGCUCUGCCUGACGGUGACUGUCUGAAAGCUACCUGGUGACCCCUCCCCCAGGGACAAAAGCACAUAAUUCUGUGGUUACGGGUACUUGCCUCACGAGCUUUCAUGUUCAGCAUGCGAUGCAAUCAUGCUUGUCCGUGUGAAAUAAAUAUGGCUUUCUCGUGUCCCUACCGCUGGGCUUUUCUCUGUAAGUCAGGCCUAGAGCACCUGGCUCAUCAUUCAGCAUCUCCAAGCACCCACGAUGGGGCUGGUGCUGGGGAUGGUCAGGCGGGCAGUGGGGGUGCGGAUCGCCUGGGAGGGGUGCAAAGACUACAUGGGUGAGAAGCAAGCGGGUCGGAGAUGGGAAAAGAGGUUUCUGCUGGCGGACCCUGGGUCCAGUAUAUUAAUAUCUGAGAAGUGGAAACUAUUGUUGAAAUUGAGCACAAAUCUUGGGUGUUCUGUUUGUGGCAAAAAGGAAGCAGAGAGGGGUAAGGACUUUGAGCCAAGCGUGCUCUGGGAAAUUAAACUGACAUUUGGACUGCAGAGUUGCUGCACAGAUCGACAUAAAAUUCCAGAUCAAAGUUAAAUCAAGAGAAAUAUGGAAUCGUGUCGAGACACAUGUGUGAUAAAUGUUCCAAGUGCACUGAGUUCAAACACAGCUCUGAGUUUCCUAAGAGGCAAAGUAAAGAGGAACACCAGUGGGUGGUGGGCCUCACGUGAUCUGAUGAUGUGAGCUCAGAUGAAAAGGGAAGAGAGAGAAGAGACAGAGACCCAAUGUCCUGAGGGAGACAUUUGUGUAAGAACUACUGGUCAACAGAAUGAAUUCUUGAUAAUGAUUUUUACAGGAAAUCCUGGGGCAGUCCGAGCCAGUGUUUCUUACAUAAAAAAUAGCGAUGAACAUGAAAUGGGAAGAAUACGGAACAAUGGGUCUACCGAGAGGAGUCUAUAGGGAUCAAGGUGGGACCGUGCAGAAUCGCAAAUCAUGGCUGCCCGCACUGACAGAGGGACGAAGCCUGGAGAAUUCUGAGAGGGAAUAACAAUCUGACCUUUCCCAGAACAGCCGCCAUUUGAAUCUGGCGUUAGCUGCAGGCAAAUGGUUCACUGCUGAUGUCACUAGUGAGCGUCUGAAAGACAAGUUUCCUAUGACUUCAAGUAAAAGAAGACCUUCUAAUAAAGAAAUUGGGCAAAUAGUGAUCCAAAAUGAUAACUCCUAACGAAAACUAAAAGUUUGCCUGCUGUAAAAAGAGGAGGCUUCCUGGAGUAACUACUGUUAGAGCCGAGAGGUGGGUCUCCCAAAAUGGUCCUUGGUUAAUUAAAAAAUUCAACACAUGCCCCCACUGAAUCUCCAAAAGAUUGUCCUCACUCUAGCCUAGAAGAUUCUGACAUUAAAAAGCUCCAAGAGGGCUGGCCGAGUGGCUCAGUUGUUUAAGAGCUCGCUCACGAGUGCGAGCUCUGAGCAGCAGGGUUGCCGGU